GUGGAGGAACAAUCUUGACAGGUAGCUGUGAAUCGGCGCGACGCCGGGGAACAGGGCGGAACUUGUUACUGUUGUCUGCAGUGAUAUCAUAACACUGCAAUAUGAAGACGCGCUCAUAUGACCGCCACCCGUCUCCAUCCCUGGGCUAGACACAGGUGCCAUAACUGGGGCAGGAGGUAGGCAUGGGGAAUAAAAGGAGGAGGAAGGAUGCCAGCUGAGCCACUCGUCCCUCUGCAUCUGUCACUGCUGCCAGCAACAGACUAAAGAAAAACAGAAAAUGGCUCAGUCUGUGAGGAGGGCUGGGACUUUAGGAGCCAUGGACCGUGAGCCCCAGAGAGACAAGGCGAGGACUAGCUACUUCGGCAAUGUGAAGACCAGGUUGGGAUCCAAGCUGCCUGCUGGUGUCUCUCAGCCUCCACAGUUUGCAAAACGGCCCUGGGAGACACAACCAUCGGGCCGAGUGUUGCAGGAGGCUACAACCAGCAGCCAGCUCCAGCACCAGACAAUUGUGUAUCGACCCCUCAACCACAUCCCACACAUCAGAAACCCUAAGCUGCGGCAGUACUACCUGGCAGGGACUUCAUGGGAUCUGAACAAUACUGUAGUGACAAAGGAGCAAGUGGGCGGAUCGUCAGGUGACGGCCCAAGCAGCAGGGGUCUCCCUGGGGAUGGUGUGUUCAGCGUCUCAUCUAAGUUUAACAGUAAUGCAUCCUCAACGGAGGAGAGCGACAUGGGUCACCGGUCCACCCUUAAAGGAACUAAACCGUCCUUGUCGUCUGCUUCCCUCAUCGCCAGAGAACAGCUGGUCGUCCCAAAAGGAAAAAACACUUCUCCUGGAGAAGGAUCGUCGCAUCCAGAACUGGAUUCCGAUACUAAGGAGAGACCAGAAGCGGAAGUAGAUCAAGACCUUUUGAAUCCACUCGCUGCUCAGCCUCAGUCCCCGUCACCAGAAGCAGAAUACGACAAACUACUGGAUGUGGAGGCAGUACCGAUGCCUGAUGGGCAGCUCUGCUUAUUGGCUCUGCCACCAGAGUGCUGUGAGGGGGAGGGACCAGAGCCCAUGCCAUAUCUCAAACUGAUCUGCCGCUACAUCACUGAUCGUAAGGGUUGUGUUUCAGGCAUCCUGCUGGUGACUUCUAAUAAAAUCUUCUUUGAUCCGUGUAAGACACAUCCUCUGGUGAAGGAGCAUGGCUGCGAGGAGUACCUUCUGUCAUACUCUGUUGACAAUCUGGCAUCUGUCUCCUUCUUCUCUGAUAUCUCACAUGUUCACUUCAACACCUCGCAGCAGAGGAGAAAGGGGAAUAAAAUUUUCCAGAAGCUGAAAACAGCCAAAAAACGAGGUCACUUGAAUCACAAGGGGGAGUCAUGCCCACCUCUGGUGUCUGCUGCUCCAGCGGAUGUAUCCAGACUGGCUCUGAGCCUGACCAAGGAGGUUUCUGAAGAUGAGGAGGCAGAGAGCAAGGACAUGGCUGAAGCUGAACAGGAGCUGGAUAGCAGCCCUCUGGAGGUGCUGACUGAAGCAUCGGUCGGCAGCCUGGGAGUGGCUGUCCUGAGCAGUGCUGCCACCUUCUGCUGUGGAAGUCAAGAGGUGACAAGCAAAGUGAACAUGGACCAACUGCAAUCUGAAGAAAUGGAGAAGACCUCUGUAAAAAAUCAAACUGCAGCACCUCAGAGGUCAUCAGCGAGUAGCCCUGGGGGUCUGAUGUUUGUGAGGCUGCGGGUUCAGCCAUCGGCAGGAAAGAAAAAGGGUGUCGGAGGUCUUCACCUGGGACCAGCCAAAACCUUACCUAAAAGGGAUACCUGGCUUGCACUGUCACAGGAAAGCUCCGACGAGCUGUACGCCUACUUAAAACACUGCCGACCAGACCUGUGUAUGCUUGAGGGAGGAAAGGAGGACAGGGAGGGAGACCGUGAUGAAGAGGAAUUCGUACUCAUUGAAGACGAGGAGGAGGAGGAAGAGGAGGAGGAUGAGGACAAGCUGCUUCAGAGACACUCAGGGGACGACUGGGAAAUGGUGUUGAUGGAGGAGAGUAGAGACAAGCCGUUCCUGGUCGUUGAUAGAGACCCCGAAGGACUCAGUAAUAUUGUUGAGAACAGCCAGAUUUUGGAGGCUUCACACGUCAGAGAGCUGUGUAAGGAGCUUCCUCCCAGGACAGUUGGCUACACAUGGCAGCUGGCUUACAGCACGUCACGUCACGGCGCCAGCCUCAAGUCUCUUUACAGAAAACUCAGCGGCACGGACUCCCCUGUUAUUAUUGUCAUCAAGGAUGCGCUCGAUGAGAUAUUUGGGGCCUUCCUCUCUCACCCUUUGAGGCCUAGUGAGAUGUUUUACGGUACAGGAGAAACGUUUCUCUUCAUGUUGCAUCCUCGCUUCAAGUGUUUCAAGUGGACUGGAGAGAAUUCCUUUUUUAUUAAGGGAGACUUGGAUUGCUUUGCUAUUGGUGGAGGCAGUGGUCACUUCGGUCUGUGGGUGGAUGAGAACCUAUACCUGGGCCGUAGCAGUCCCUGCUACACUUUUAAUAACUGCUGCCUUUCAGAAACAGAUGACUUCAGAGUCAUGGAGUUAGAAGUGUGGAAAUUCAGCUGAGGAGAUUGGACGACGUUUCAGCUUCUUUCACGUCGUCGCUGCUGAUCGGCUUUAAUCGAGACAGAAUUUAUCACUGAGCGGAAACGUGCAGCAGCUCCUUCAUUUCAUGGUAACAUCCAUAAACGAAAACAAUCAACCUUAAACUUCUGGAUUAAUCCAUGUGAUUAAGUGCUGUGGAUUUUAACAAAGUGAACUGAAAUAAAGCUGAUCCUUAACAGCCUACUGUCACAGAGUGGGCUCUGAGGGUGGACUGCUUAAUGGCUGACUCAUUCCUGUGGGUUUGGCAGACAAACUAAGUUGUGCUACAGUGAACUGUAGAACUAAACUGGAUUCUUUGAAUCCUAAUUUUUAGAUGGAGUAAGUUACAAAUGGAGUAAGUUACAAAUCUCAGACUGCACUUUGCUGUUAAUAUGAAUCGGUAACUUCACAAUAUCCCAUUAUUUAUUGUGUAAACGUCUCCCUUCAUAGUUAAAGCAUGUCUCCACUUUAAUGCUUUCUGAACUGCAUGUGUACAGCCCAAACUCUCGCAACCACUUCCCUUUCUUAACCACUAAUCAUCACUUUAAUGGCUUUUCAUUCAUCGGUGACGCAGACGGCUAAAACGAACGCCGAACACUUGGAGCUCUGCUUUUAGAAAGCCUUCUGGAUAGAAGAUCAUCUGUACUUCUUCUGACUUUAACAGCCUCAUUUGUGGAUUCUGAACGUGCAAAAAUCAAUACUUCAGAUUCAUGUAAUUAUGUCAUUCAGCUGUAUCUUACUCUGAUAGACCAAUCUACGUUAACUACACUCUACAGUACUGUAGAUGAGUUAAUAAAAAUCAGCACAAUGUGAAUUUAAA
Messenger RNA from Oreochromis aureus, 3425 nucleotides. Its product is annotated as nuclear receptor coactivator 7. The transcript has 16 exons. The record is from RefSeq and is a predicted model, not a curated record. Gene Ontology annotation, biological process: response to oxidative stress; regulation of transcription by RNA polymerase II. Gene Ontology annotation, cellular component: nucleus. The coding region runs from base 278 to 2587 and encodes 769 amino acids. NCBI's taxonomy places the organism in Eukaryota, Metazoa, Chordata, Actinopteri, Cichliformes, Cichlidae.